Actinia tenebrosa (Australian red waratah sea anemone) is the source of this 3967-nucleotide messenger RNA. Its product is annotated as polycystin-2-like protein 1. The record is from RefSeq and is a predicted model, not a curated record. Gene Ontology annotation, molecular function: calcium channel activity; calcium ion binding. NCBI's taxonomy places the organism in Eukaryota, Metazoa, Cnidaria, Anthozoa, Actiniaria, Actiniidae. Gene Ontology annotation, cellular component: membrane. Gene Ontology annotation, biological process: detection of mechanical stimulus.
GGUCUUCCAAACUCACUUCACUAUAGCCAGCAUAGAGUCGAGAACGAGUUGGCCGCAAGACCAAAUUCUGUGAACAUAUAAAUAUUCUGUCAGCCCUGACAUUGAAUCAGAGCAACUUCUAAACCUUACUAAGGGGAUUCCAAUACAUACUAAGCUGUUUCGAGGAUGAGUACAGCAAAGCGUAGAGGAAGACCGGGGUCUCAAGCGAGUCUCGGGUUGAGUAUGAACGACGACAUGGAGAUGAGCGAGAAGGGAAGACCACAAUCUUCACUUUCAAGGAACGCUUGGUCCGAUGAUGAUCUUCUAAACGGACCAGGAGGAGAUGACGUGGAUUUCUCUUCUCCAAGAGCGCCUGCUUCGGCCGCUGUUGAUGUGAUUCCAUCGGCUAUGGAGUCUGAACCCGUUUCUCACCAGAAGCAAGUUCCAGCCGAUGUACGUGCUCCGGGAGCGAAGAAUGUUCCUGUCGGAUGUUGGACUCGGUUCAAGAGAAUCGUACGAGGGCUAUGGAGGACUCGGCAGACUGAAGACACAGACACUGACAGAGAGAUGCAUAUCAAGACCACACUCAGAGAACUCCUAAUCUAUCUGGUCUUUAUUACAGUUCUCUGCAUCUUAACCUUUGGUAUGACCAAUUCUACCAUGUACUACUUCACCAAGGUCAUGAGAGAUCUCUUUGUGGAGAGCAGCAUGUCAAACAGGAACACCUUCAAGGAAAUUACCACCAUGAGCGAAUUCUGGAUGUAUGCCGAGGGACCACUCUCUGAUGGACUCUACUGGGAAAAAUACUACAACGACAAGAACGUCUCGCAAGACGACAUGGGCUUCAUUUACUUUGAAAAUAAAAUCCUUGGAAGACCACGAAUCCGCCAGACUCGAGUCCUAAACGAUUCCUGUGUUGUUCAUGACGACUUCAAGAGUGUGAUAAAGGAAUGCUAUGCUCCAUACUCACCCAGUGCAGAAGAUACGAAUCCUUUUGGAAAAAUGAACGGCACAGCCUGGACUUACAAGACGGAAAAAGAACUCGAAGGCAGGUCAUACUGGGGAAGAUUGACAACCUAUUCAGGCGGUGGAUUCACUCAGCUGUUGGCUCUUAAAAAGGAAGACACCAAGGCAGUCUUCAAUGAUUUGAAGGAAAAUCUGUGGCUAGAUCGUGGAACCCGAGCGGUGUUCAUUGACUUCAGUGUGUAUAACGCGAACAUUAACCUAUUCUGCAUCGUCCGACUUCUCUUCGAAUAUCCAGCAACCGGUGGCUGUAUCCCAUCCUUUAACUUCCGAACCUUGAAGCUGAUCCGCUAUGUGGAUGCAUUCGACCAUUUUGUCAUGGCUUGCGAAGGAAUCUUUAUCCUCUUUAUCAUCUACUACACCAUUGAAGAAAUUUUGGAAAUCAAGAAACAUAAGAUGCAGUAUUUCAAAAGCUUCUGGAACAUUUUGGACAUUGUGGUCAUCAUGCUCGGUUACGUUGCCGUUCUGUUCAAUCUCUACCGAACAGUCGUUGUUGGCGACCUCUUGACGUCGCUUCUCGCUAACAGCAACCAGUAUGCAAACUUCGACUCUCUUGGCUUCUGGCAGACUCAGUUCAACAACAUGGUUGCUGUGGCCGUCUUCUUUGCCUGGAUCAAGGUGUUCAAGUACAUUAGCUUCAACAAGACCAUGACUCAACUGUCCUCAACUCUCUCUAGGUGCGCCAAAGAUGUCGCUGGAUUCGCUAUCAUGUUCUUCAUCAUCUUCUUUGCAUACGCUCAACUUGGAUACCUCAUUUUCGGAACACAAGUGCGUGACUUCAGUACCUUUCAAGACAGCAUUUUCACUCUGUUCCGUAUCAUCCUUGGAGACUUCGACUUCCACCAGAUCGAGAACGCCAACCGUGUUCUCGGACCCCUGUUCUUCAUCAGCUACGUGUUCUUCGUCUUCUUUGUCCUGCUCAACAUGUUCUUGGCUAUCAUCAACGAUACCUAUGCAGAAGUUAAGUCUGAUAUCGCUGCUCAGGAAAGUGAAUUCGAGAUUACCGACUACUUUAAGAAGGGAUACCAGAACAUGCUAAACAAACUCUCCUUCAAGAGAGAGAAGAUCAUUGACAUCCAAAAGGCUUUGAAAUCGGCCGAUGUGAACCAAGACAACAAACUCGACUUCGAAGAAUGGCGCGCAAACCUUAAAUCUCGUGGUCAUGCUGAUGCUGAAAUUGAAGCCGUUUUUGCCAAAUACGACUUGGAUGGAGACCGAAUUCUUGAUGAGGAUGAGCAAAGACGAAUGCAGGAAGAUCUCGAGGGACAGAAGGCUGAGCUUAAUGAGGAAAUUCAAGAGAUGGAACGCAACAAAGAAACCAGACCAAAGAGCGGCAGCCGUGCUAGCUUCCGUGGCAGUGAUAUCGAUAGUGAUGAUGACGACGAUGAGUCAAACGGUGGAUUGAGCGGACGUGCAGCAUCCGCUACUGGCCAUCGCCGCGGAGGUGGCGGAGGAGUCUCUUAUGAAGAAUUCAAUGUACUGAGCCGUCGUGUGGACCGCAUGGAUCAUUCCAUUGGAAGCAUUGUAUCGAAGAUUGAUGCCGUUCUUGUCAAGCUCGAAGCCAUGGAAAAAGCCAAGUUGAAGAGACGUGAAACGAUGGCCAAACUUCUUGAUAGCAUCACAGAGAGUGAGCGAGCCGGACGAAGUGAUGAUGACGUGAAACGCGACCAAAUGGAGAAACUUGUCCGAGAGGAGCUUGAACGCUGGGAUAGUGAAUCCUCAAUGAACCGCGGGGACUCACGCGGCCCAAGCCCCAGCGGAUCACGUGCUAACACGGCCAAAUCUGGACGCUCAGUUUCCCGUGGUUCGGUCCAGAGCAGUUUGGGCUCCGUCCGUGUUCCUGUUCGCCAGGAUGAGCAAAGACCGCCACCACCUUUUGGUGAACACACUAAUGUGUGAGAAAAUCUUUCACUACACCAAAUCUGCCAGAAUACAGAGAGAGAGAGAGAGAGAGAGAGUGUACUAACUCCAGAGCAUGAAUACUACACAUAUAAAUAUAUCACAAAAAUUAUUUAAAAUCACGUCUAAAAUUAACGAUUAACUAACGAAGGAAUAGAACUAGAAUUUGCUAGUUAUAAAUUAAACUCUUUCUAGAUUUUUAUUGCUUUUAACAUGUAUCAUACCUAGUAUAUCUUAUGACAGUCUGAGAUUUUCAUUUAUAUUACGCAAAUUAUGAAUGCCUUGACAGUGUCUUGGAAGCUAUGUUUUGGAAUUAGAAUGCACUUAGGAUGAUCUUGACAAAACAUUGAAGUGCCGAUCCCAGUUGGGGGGUGGGGGCACGAGUAUGAAUAUUUGGUGGCUUUCCAAAUAACAGCCACCUCCCUCCAAAUCCUCCAGCAUUAGUGUCACUUCAGUGGUGUUCAAUGUCAUGUAAAAAAACUUAGACUGUUGCUUUGCUACAAGUGGAUACCUUACCUUGAUCAGACUAAAUGUAUCAGUUUCAUUUUAGAUUUUACCAUAAAAUGAGUGCCACAGUGUGCAUAAUAUGUCAAUGUGUAGUGAAUAUGCUAAGUUAGCACUUUAUUGUCAAUAUUUCAGGGGGAAAUACAGGGAUUCCAGGUUUGCAACUAAGUAUUAUUGCAUGCUUGAUAUGCAUGAUAAAAACCCAUGAACUCUAUUAGGGGUUUUUCUUAACAUGGUAAUAUAUAUAACAAAAUCCCUUGGAGCACUAUCAAAACUGACAAUCUUCUGGUUUUAGAAGAGUAAGGCACUAGUUUAGCAAUAGGUUUAACAAACCUCUAUCACUAGCCCAAGAAUGCAGAGUUUUUCUAUAUGCAUUGAUGGGAAAGAAAAGAGAAGAGUGGGAAGGGAAGGGGAUGGGAUGAAAUAUUAUGGCCCGUGAGAUGCAUGUGAAUAUAGUGAAUUAGACUACAUAGUUGUGAAUGUUGCAAGAUAAUUCAUGUAGGUCUUACCCAUGCAUAAAACAAAAAAUAAAAUUCACCCAAUAAAAAAGGUUGUUCAAUUA